UAAAGGCUUCAUCUAGGAUACUAAAUCGGAAUCGCCGUUAAUGCGGGUUUAAGGUGCAGUCUGCGCGCAAACGGCACAUAAUGGCAAAGCGGCCGCGUCUCCAUCUUACAACUAUGAUUAAACGUCGUCCCCCUACAACCACUCCACCCUCCCCUUUUAUUGCAUUUUGGCGUGUCCCUGGAGUGCCGUAUUAAAAAGAGAGGAUCUCGGUGGAUGUGCGCUUGGAUACGCUUCCAUCUACACGCCCCGGCUGACUAAACGCUGCCCCGCACACGCACUUCCUUUUUUCUCCCCAAGCUGUCAUAUCCCUGCCUUAUGGUGCCAUCGUGGGCCGGAUCGGAGUAACGCCGGGAGAGACAUGGCUAUCUGCCGCAUUUAAAGGGAUCAUUUUUGUACGGGUGCGGGGGGGCAUCUUUGGUGCGUGCGGAUCGACUCGGACCCGCAGAUCGACGCCGUGAUCCUGUGGGAGGAGAGCCGCUUCUUGAAGGGAUCGGCCCGUUUGUCAUGCUCCUGUUUCGGGCUGGUAAGGAACCUCAGCGCUGAGCCCCGAGCACAACUAUGGAAUGCUGUCUCCAGUUGACUCCAAUUUACACCCUACGGACUGACGAGGAAUCGCUCAGUUAGCAGCCUGCUUUUCCCGGAGAACUUUUCUGGCGUCCGGCCUGAGGCCCCUUCUCGCAGGACCAGCGGCUGCCCCGCUCAGUCGUCCCCUCCUGCUGUUGGGAUUUUUGUUUUCCCCACCUCUUUUUUUUUGGGUUCUUUUGAAUUCUGACUCAAGAAGUCAAGAUGGAUCUGGAGUCGUACCUGUGGAUGGUGGUGUUGGGCUUCAUCAUCGCCUUCAUCCUGGCCUUCUCGGUGGGCGCCAACGACGUGGCGAACUCCUUCGGCACGGCCGUGGGCUCGGGCGUGGUCACCUUGCGGCAGGCCUGCAUCCUAGCUUCCAUCUUCGAGACGCUGGGCUCCGUGCUAUUGGGGGCCAAAGUUGGAGAGACCAUCCGGAAGGGCAUCAUUGACGUAAACCUCUACAAUGACUCGGUGCCCGUCCUCAUGGCUGGGGAGGUCAGCGCAAUGGUGGGCUCUGCGGUGUGGCAGUUAAUUGCCUCCUUCCUGAAACUGCCCAUCUCCGGGACCCACUGCAUCGUGGGCUCCACCAUCGGCUUCUCCAUGGUAGCCAUCGGCACGCAGGGCGUCCAGUGGAUGCAGCUUGUUAAGAUCGUUGCUUCAUGGUUCAUCUCCCCUCUUCUGUCUGGAAUCAUGUCUGGAUUACUGUUUCUUCUCAUCAGGUACUUCAUCCUCAGCAAGGAUGACCCGGUCCCCAAUGGCCUCCGCGCUCUACCUCUCUUCUACGCCUCCACCAUUGGUAUCAACACCUUCUCCAUCAUGUACACCGGAGCCCCCUUGCUGGGCCUGGAGAUGCUGCCGGUCUGGGCCAUAGCCCUGAUCUCGCUGGCUGGAUCUCUGGUCUGUGCAGCACUGGUCUGGAUCUUCGUCUGCCCGUGGAUGAGGAGGAAAAUAGCAAGCCGGCUGAAGAAGGAGCAUGCUCUUUCCAGGAUAUCGGACGAGAGCUUGGAUAAGAUCCCGGAAGAGGAAGAGGAGGCUCCCGUCUUCAAGGAACUGCCGGGGGCCAAGGGGACGGACGACGCCGUGGUACCCCUGACCGAGUCCGCAGGGGAGCUGAGCAGCCUGGCCAAUGGGGGCGCUGUGCUGCCCAAUGGCAGGGUUUAUGGCCGCACUCACUCCAUGACCAACGGCUGUUUGAAGUCGCCCAUCUCCAACGGCAGCUUCAGCUUCGACGGGCACAUGCGCAGCGACGGCCAGGUCUACCACACGGUGCACAAGGACUCGGGCCUCUACAAGGAUCUGCUGCACAAGAUCCACCUGGGCCGGCUGGAAGACGAGCGUCCCGGCAGCGGACUGGACAACAGCUACCGGCUGCUGCGGCGCAACAACAGCUACACGUGCUACACGGCGGCCAUCUGCGGCAUGCCGGUGCAGCCCCUGCUGCGAUCCGAGACGGUCGCCGCGCCUGAGGACAGCGAGAAGCUGGUGGGUGACAGCGUCUCUUACUCCAAGAAGCGCGUUCGCUACGACAGCUACUCCAGCUACUGCAAUGCCGUGGCCGAGGCCGAGAUCGAGGCCGAGGAGGGCGGGGUCGAGAUGAAGCUGGCCGCCGACUCCAUGGAGGCCCCUGCACCGCUGGGCAUGGAGGACCAGGCUGAGGAGGACAAGGAGGAGAAGGACAAGGCUCAGGUCUUCCUGCUCUUCCACUUCUUGCAGAUCCUCACUGCCUGCUUCGGCUCGUUUGCCCAUGGUGGCAACGACGUCAGUAAUGCAAUCGGCCCCCUGGUGGCGCUGUGGAUGAUCUACGAGCAAGGUGGGGUAAUGCAGGAUGCAGUCACGCCCAUCUGGCUGCUCUUUUAUGGGGGUGUGGGCAUCUGCGCCGGCCUGUGGGUGUGGGGGCGCCGCGUCAUCCAGACGAUGGGCAAGGACCUGACCCCCAUAACCCCCUCCAGUGGGUUCACUAUUGAGCUGGCUUCCGCACUCACUGUCGUGUUCGCCUCCAAUAUCGGACUCCCUAUCAGUACCACACACUGCAAGGUGGGCUCCGUGGUUGCCGUGGGCUGGAUCCGCUCGAAGAAGGCGGUGGACUGGCGCCUCUUCCGGAACAUCUUCCUGGCCUGGUUCGUGACGGUGCCAGUGGCAGGUCUCUUCAGCGCCGCCAUCAUGGCCCUGUUCGUCUACGGCAUCCUGCCCUUCGUCUAAGAGGCCAAGGGGGAAAGGGGGGGGGGGGGAAGAUGGACAGACCCAGGGCAGGGGAGGGGCGGAGCUUACGGAUGAGUGUAGGAUCAUUGGCUGCCUGGGGUGUCUCCCGAAUAUAUUCCCAUUUCUCUUGUUUUCCCACUUUUUUAAAAAAAAAAUAAUUUUAAGGUUGUUCUUAUUUGCAUAUGAAACGAACAGCACCAGCACCAAAUUAUACUGAUGUUUCAAAUCGAGCUGCUGUAUAUAAAACACCAGAGGGUUUGAGAUUUAAAGAAAAAAAAAAUCGCAUUUAGAAAAUGCAACUGCUAACACAGGUGUGUUUAUUUACACACGCGCACACAUGUUAAUAGAAUAAUAGAGGUAUUAUGCGCCUGCGGUAACUUGCUUAAUAAAGUUUAUUGGUACCUGAGUAUUGGUCAUGUUUGCCGAGUAGUUUAGUGAUCCUGAGAAGUGUAAAUACCGCACCCUCUUACGUGGGACGCCGUCGUACUCCAGCUUGCUUUGGGAUUGUCAGCGGGCUCGGCCCUGCCCCCUCCUACAUGCCACAUCACAUACCAGCUUGCAGGGUACAUACCCCCGUUCCCCCCCAGUGCCCCCUGCAGGUGAGGAGAGCACUUCAUUGUGGGGAUGCUGUAUCUUAAUUUUACGUGAUGAUAAAAAAAAAAAAGAUUUUUGGAAGUUGUAAUUGAACAAAUGGUUCCUCAUAAGUUCUAAGAUGGAUCUCAUAUUUUAUUAUUGUAUGAUACUGUAUUUUCUACUGUAAAUACUUUCCUCAGUGUUUUUUUUUUCAGUUUUUGUCAUGGAAGUCUCCAGAAAACACAUUAUGAUCACUAGUGCCAAUGGAAAUCUUAUCCGAAUGUGGAAUGGGGUCACUUUCUGAGAUGCGCAGGCAGAUACUGACCCAUGGGCUCUUACACACUAAUACAACGUCUGGCCCUUGUAAAUUGACGUCGACAUGCCCCUUUGCACAACCCUAACCCUUUCUCGAUGCACUGACGCAUACACACCAGCCCUUUUCACAGCAGCACUGACAAAACAGCACUGACGCUUGUGUUCUGGCUUGUAGGGGGGACGCAUAUCGCAUAUCUUUACCGGCAUGUCAAGUCCGCUAAGUGCUUAUGUGCGCCCCCCCCCCCCCACGCAACACAGACACAGACUCCGACACCCGCCGCACGUUCGUGUCGCCGUCAUUUGCUUCAGGUCCGGGCGCCGUGGCUUUCGCGUGUCGGAUUGCACGCGGGUCGCAGAGACCGCAGGGUCUGUUCAGAAGAACGUGGCACUGGAAGAUCUCAACGGUGUCCCGUAUUUUGCCGUUACCUGUGGCCGACGAAUCGCAAAUUACUGAUUCGUUGGCGUUUUGUUUUCGGGGUCUCUACCAAACGCCCUAAAAGCAUUAAAAUUAGUACCAAAGAUCCAGGGGAAUUGCUUGUCACUGUCGGUGUUCUUCAUUCGAAGUCGGUUUUGGCGAAUAACGAUAAUUGAAAUGGUCCUUUCCUGGUCCGCUGGUUAAUCUUUUCAGGCGUGAAGAAAAGUGCGUGUGUCUGAUUCACCACGAAGGGUGGCUGGUGGUUGGAUUUAAUUAAAAGUAGAGCUCUGGUGAUUUUUUUUCUGGUGCUUGCUGUGUUUUUUUUCCUCCCCUGAAUUUUUGUACCUGGGGGGGGGGGGGGGGGGGGUGGAAGGAGACUGAACGGGUUAGGGUGAUUUUUUUUCUUUUCUUUUCUGUUUAGCAGGGAUAUCAUGUGAUCCCACACACCAGCACACUGCAUACAGCACAACUGCUCUCCUUCAGAUGUUAUUUUUUUAGUCUUUUUUUUUUUCUUUCAAAAAAACAAAAAAAAGAUUAGCCAGCCGCUGGAGGUAACGAGUCCCAGGCUGGGCUCUUUUACCUAUGUGGACUGAGGGAGAUGUUGUCAAACCCCCCCCCCCCCUCAACCCACAACCCCCAACCCCCCACGGUGGCAAAAUUACCACACUACAGGCAAUCAAAGCAACUUCUGAUGCAGCCUGCUCUCUCAGUCCUGUAUAUAUGGUAUUUAAUCCCAUGGCUUUAAAAUCAGAUCAACUCCAUUGGGGUGGCGUCCGGCAGCACAGCACAAAUCCAUUCGUAGAUGAAGGUUCCGGUGGCAAAGGCCGUCGUGGUGAGGACCUGUUUCAGCGCGAAGAAUUUCCAGGCUCUUGAGAGUUUUACUUGCACUAAAAUGUUCUGAGAGUGUAAUGAAUGAAUGAUUGAUUGGUUCAUAGAGAUAACCAAUCAGACUGUAGAGGAGGUGGGGCCAAGCAACUUGAGGAGGGGGGACAAAGACAUCUGAUUGGUCCCGUCUCCUCUAUUUGCAUGGAUCCACCUCCUCUAAAAUCUGAUUGGUUCGGAGAGUUAACCAAUCAUUUUUCAUUCUGUUCAGAACAUUUUUGUGUAAGUGAAACUCCCAUGUGCCGUUUCCUGUUUUUACCGAUGCACAGACCGCUGCGACCUGUCGCCGUUUUAACCAAGCGAUCGCCUAAAGAUGCCAUCGAAAGGAUAAUGGUGCUAUGUGCAGAAAAAUAACCCUAGAAAAGAGGCGUGUCUUUAUUUUGUAUUACUGAUUAAAACGAGCAGUUCGUUAACAGCUUAACACUAAAUUACCUGUAUGGAUUGAAAUCAUUAAUAAGAAAUGAAUAAAUGUUCAUCGGAGUAUAUUUUUCUACUUUUGGCCGCUGAGCUUCAGCUAUCUCGUAGCCUACGUGUCAUGGAGGGGUAACCUGGGAGCCGGCGUUAACCCCCCCCCCACGUGUCGUGGUGUUUGGUUCACAGUAUACGUCGGUAUUCCUGUCGUGUUUAAAUUCUAAAAUGCUUCGUAAAUGUGCCCUGGCAUUGGUGCCAAACAGCUCCUCCGGCAUGAUGGUCUUUGGCCCAUGGCGUGGGGCCUCACGGUCAGGAGUGCUUGGGGGGGGGGGGGGGGCUCUCGCAGGCUGUGUUGCAUUUCCCACGCCUCCGCUCUCACUUGGCUCCGGUCCGCGGCUGUUUUUAGCUUUACUCGUCUUGAGUGUUUAACGUAUGGAAAUUGGUUUAAAAAGUAUGUUCACGUUGAGUUAAGUGUGCUUGUUUAACAUUGUCGUUUUUUUUUUUUUUUGACUGAGCUACGAUCCAAUUCCGCAGAAAAUAAUUUGGUUGAAAUAAUGGAUUUACAUCUGAUUUACUUUAUUUUGAAAUUUUCUUUUGGCUUCAGAGGAGUGUUGGUCCAGCAGUCUGACAGCUUGGGUCCACAGAUUUACUUGUGCCCCGUAUCACAGAUAUUACAAAUCCCGCGGGGAAGGUAUAGUCCUGUAUGUGCAGUGUACCGUGUGUCUCACGUGGUCUGUCCCGUGGGAGUUGUAGUCUGUAGCACUUCGUACGGUGGCUGAGAUGGGACUCACUAAACAGGGAGGAGUGAAUCUGAGAGGGGUCCCCACAGUUCCCUGCCCCGCUUCUGUGCGGGAGAGUGGCCCAUUUCGGUUAGCUGAGAGAUGGUAAACCAUAUCGUUCAGUCCCAGCCAUACUGUUACCGGCUGCCAAUUUGUUCAGAGUUUUUCUCCGUGUUGUGACAUCAGGGUUCAAGAGGAAAAUAAUAAAAAAAUGAACUUGAAAAACAGGAGCCUAGAGCAUGUCAGUGUUUUGUGCUUUCCUCCUCUGGUCCACAUGGUCAGGCCUCGCCACCGCGAGCCCCCAGUCUUCCUCAGCUCUGUGUUGUGUUUGAACUGCCGUUGUUGGUUUGAAAAACUCGCCGUCCUUCAUCGCUAAGGACUGGCCCCUGAGAACUAACGAAACUGUUCUGAUCUGCAUAUAGAAUGUACUGUAUUUUCCGUUUUAAUUUUAGUGAAAAUUGUCAGCAUUUAAAAUUAAAUUAUGGGAAUAAAAAUUGCAAGGAGCACUAAGA
Molecule: messenger RNA, 6650 nt
Organism: Brienomyrus brachyistius
Lineage: Eukaryota; Metazoa; Chordata; Actinopteri; Osteoglossiformes; Mormyridae
Gene: slc20a2
Product: solute carrier family 20 member 2
Exons: 11
Coding region: 787-2763 (658 amino acids)
Biological process (GO): phosphate ion transmembrane transport
Cellular component (GO): membrane
Molecular function (GO): phosphate transmembrane transporter activity
Source: RefSeq, a predicted model, not a curated record